CUGUUAAUGACAGAGAUUUACGGAGAUGGGCCUUGCAAGCCCAGAAGGAAAUAGAACAUGAAGAUUUCAGAUUAGCGCUUCAAACCACUGGUUUAAGCGUGCACACACAAUAGUAUCCAGGAAGAUUAAUACAUUUGUUUGGAUUUGGAUUAAAAAAUGUUUAUAAUUUUGAUCAAAGUGGCUUUCAGCUAGAAAUGCAUUCAAGAAGAACUUUCGCCGUCGAUGGAGAAAAACAAGUGCACUGCCUCGUUGAGUCAGUGGCAGCAAUAACACAUAGUUAUACAAUACACACGCUGAUAUCAAGUGAAGGGAAACUUUUUUCACCGUUGUUUCUAGUCUUGAAGGAACAAAGUGGCAAGUUUAGACCAGUAGUAGAGGCCAAUCGGUUUAGGGCCGAAAAUGUUCAUAUAGAAGCAUCAAAAUCUGGGAAACUUACUUCAGAUCACUUCAAAAUUUGGUUGGAGAAAAUAUAUUUUCCAAACGUGGGACCAAAUAGCGUUCUAUUAAUUGACGCAUGGAGUGGCCAUUGCCCUAGAACAGUAGCGAAAACUGCACCCGAGAACAGACAUAUCAAUGUACAAAGAAUACCAACGGGAACGACCAAUUAUCUUCACCGAGUACGUAAAUUUGUUCAAACAUUCUUGGUACAAAAGUGGGUACAUUGUUAACAAACCAGAAUAUUUUGAAAAUGCAGUUGAUAUUAGUUUCGGAGAAUCUUGUGCAACACAUUGUGAAAUUCAAGGAUACAAAAAUGUGGCUGUCAUUCGAUGUUCAUGGUGUAAAUAAUCGUUAUGUUCGAAACACUUUUUCGACGAUUAUCAUUAUUGAUACAUGUAUCUAAAAAUACAACAAAAAUAUAGAUACACAAAAAUGGCCGAAUUAACCAUUUUGAAGUAUUAUGAGAAAUUAACAUUCUGUUAAUUUUAAUGGUGGAAAAAUAAGUUCACAAAGUUCCAAUGGCUUGCAAUUUUUUAUGAGACAUUUUUAAUUUUGAAAUUUUUAUGUCAGAUUCUUUCCGAUUAAAAACAAUUUAACUUUUUACCUAUUAUGUGUUUGACUAAUUAAAAGAAAGUAAAAAAUAUUAUGUAAUCGGCUUUCAACCCCCAUCCCUUUAAGUAAUCGUCCGUGAUAUUUUAGCUGACCCCCUUCCCUGUUUUUAGGGCCACGUACAUAUGGAUGCCCCUUUUUCCCGUACCUGCUUUCUUCGAGAUGGCGAUAUAUCCAUUUUUAAAUUUCCCAGAAACAGCCACCCGAUCAAUCUCUUCGACAGGUUUUAUAAAAAAGAAAAAAAAACUGUUAAAAAUCUUAAGCUAAAAUGACCUAACGGAGCCCUUAAAUAAUGUUUAUAAAAUAAAGUAAAAGGUUAUAAAUCCUUUUUCCGCCAAAAGCAAGAAAGUUGAUGGGUCCGUUUGAAAAAUUUAAGUUUCUAUGAAGAAUCGUUUCUGAAAUUCUAUGUGAUGCAUUGCAAUUG
Messenger RNA from Belonocnema kinseyi, 1471 nucleotides. RefSeq lists its product as uncharacterized. The coding region runs from base 195 to 668 and encodes 157 amino acids. The record is from RefSeq and is a predicted model, not a curated record. The transcript has 2 exons. Gene Ontology annotation, molecular function: nucleic acid binding. NCBI's taxonomy places the organism in Eukaryota, Metazoa, Arthropoda, Insecta, Hymenoptera, Cynipidae.